UGAUUUACAGCGCUGAUGACAAAAUGACUGCCGUCAGAGGACCAAUUUUUGAAUCAAAAGUGGUUGUCACAAUUAUCAUGUCAACAUUUCAUCGAUACUCGUAUCGCGGCAAUUAUAGUUAUUAGUUGAAACCUGAGGGAGUCGCUGGCAAAACAAAUAAUUAAUUAGUAAGUAGGGUAAUUAAGAUAUUCCAACGUUCGGUUGGAGUAUAUAUAACAUGUACGUAUAACGGGGCGAACCAUUGACUUAUCUAAUAGCGCAAGUCAUGGCUCAUAUCUUCAAACUACAGGAAUACUGCCUGAGAGCGAUGGGACACAGUCACGAGCCGGAUAGCUCCGGCUCCGGCUCCGGUUCCGGCGGGGGGGCCUUGAGCCUGAAGCACGUUGUCUCACUGCUCUUUGCAGCAUCAGCGCAGUAUCCCCUGAUCCACAACGUGGUGUACCACCGCAAUAACAUGGAGCUGGCUACAGCCGGCAUGAGUGUUCUCCUCACCAACUUGCUGACGCUCUUCAAAAUAGCCACUUUUCUCGUGUACAAGCAGGACUUUUGGCGAAUGAUCCAGAGCUUCAGGCAAAUGCAUCAGCAAUCGAGUCGGAAUAUUCGAGACGGAGACGGAUACGGCUACGUGGCCGAGGCAAACAAGUUGGCCUCCCUGCUGGGCCGGGCAUACUGCACAUCCUGUGCCGCCACAGGACUGUACUUCAUGGUGUCGCCAAUUUUGAAGAUUAUAGCCAACAGCUGGCGUGGCACAACAUAUGUAAGGGAGUUGCCCAUGCCCUUGAGGCUCCCAUUCAACUAUGUGGAUAGUCCCGGAUACGAAAUCGGCUUCGUGUAUAUUUUGCUGGUUACCAUCGUCGUGGUGUCGUACGCUUCUGCCGUAGAUGGGCUUUUUAUUUCGUUUGCCAUUAAUCUGCGAGCACACUUUCAGACCUUGCAGCGCGACAUCCGAACUACGGACUUUUCUCAGUCGGAACAUGAGUUCCAAAAGGCCCUUAAAGACUUGGUGGACUAUCAUAUACGGUUGUUGACCCUAUCCAAGCGCCUACGUGUGAUGUAUAUGCCCAUAGUGUUCGGACAGUUCUUUAUAACAUCGCUGCAGGUCGGCGUCAUCAUAUAUCAGCUCGUGACGAACAUGGACUCGAUUAUGGCCCUCUUGGUGUACCUAUCAUUUUUGGGGUCCAUCAUGCUGCAAUUAUUCAUAUAUUGCUAUGGCGGAGAAAUCAUUAAAGUCGAGAGUCAUCGGGUCGAUGUUGCCGUCCAGCUCUCCAACUGGUAUCAGGCAGCCCCGAAGCUGCGCAGAUCCUUGGCAUUCAUCAUAUUGCGAUCCCAGCGGGACCUGCUCAUUAAGGCUGGGUUCUAUGAGGCUUCCCUGGGAAAUUUUCUUGCGAUUUGUAGGGCUGCCUUAUCGUUUAUAACUCUGAUCAAAUCCAUUGAAUAAUUGCCGGUUAAUAAGAACCACGAGGCUAUUGUUAUUUACGUUUAAUCUUCAUCUAAUAGAA
Messenger RNA from Drosophila persimilis, 1499 nucleotides. It is a transcript of the gene Or82a, whose product is annotated as odorant receptor 82a. The transcript has 6 exons. Gene Ontology annotation, biological process: sensory perception of smell; detection of chemical stimulus involved in sensory perception of smell. The coding region runs from base 266 to 1438 and encodes 390 amino acids. Gene Ontology annotation, molecular function: odorant binding; olfactory receptor activity. The record is from RefSeq and is a predicted model, not a curated record. Gene Ontology annotation, cellular component: plasma membrane. NCBI's taxonomy places the organism in Eukaryota, Metazoa, Arthropoda, Insecta, Diptera, Drosophilidae.